Messenger RNA from Cryptotermes secundus, 2748 nucleotides. RefSeq names its product vacuolar protein sorting-associated protein 51 homolog (gene Vps51). Lineage: Eukaryota; Metazoa; Arthropoda; Insecta; Blattodea; Kalotermitidae. Gene Ontology annotation, cellular component: GARP complex; membrane; EARP complex. Gene Ontology annotation, biological process: endocytic recycling; Golgi organization; lysosomal transport. The coding region runs from base 19 to 2244 and encodes 741 amino acids. The transcript is spliced from 15 exons. The record is from RefSeq and is a predicted model, not a curated record.
AUAGUAAAUAUUGCCAAAAUGGGCGAACCGAUUCCAAGUCCGUAUGACAUUAAUGGGCAACAUUUUAAUCCAGAUAUGUAUUUAGAGAAGCUAAUACAGGAACGCUCGUUGAACGAGAUCAUGGAUCACAAAUUUGAGAUUGUACAAGAUAUACAAGCACUGCACUCAGACAUGCAGACCCUUGUGUACGAUAACUACAACAAAUUCAUCUCGGCUACAGACACCAUAAGAAAGAUGAAAAGUGAUUUCAAGAAGAUGGAAGAUGAAAUGGAUCUCCUGGCAGCAAACAUGGAAUCUAUUACAUCAUUCUCUGAACAGAUAUCAUGCACACUACAGGAUACAAGGCAGCAAAUUACUAAACUUUCAGGUGUGCAUUCCUUGCUUAAACGUCUCCAGUUCCUUUUCAAGUUGCCAGGAAAACUGAAAGCAACACUUCAGGAAGGGAAUUAUUCUCAGGCAGUGCAAGAUUACAUACGUGCUCAGAGAGUCUUACAGCAGUAUGGCAACAUGGCAUCUUUUCAAGGCAUUCAGAGUGACUGUGAAGCCAUUGUUGAGGAACUGAAACAAAAGUUGCGAGAUCAAUUUAAAAGCAAGGAGGCUUCAGCAAAGGAACUAGCUGAGUCAGUUGAUUUGCUGCUUCAGCUGCAAGAACCAGCAGAUUCCUUAUGUGCUGAGUUUCUGGCACAUGCUGAGACUCGACUGGGUGAACAGCUAACUCUGCUAGAGGGACUGCAAGACCAGGAUAUUAUUGAAUUUGUGGAUAUUGGAAGUUCGGGUUUUCUCAGUGACCUUUGCCUGGUUGUAGCCUCGUACAAUGACAUGUUCAUCAACAGACCUCGCCUACACAACAUUCAACAGUGUGAUGAAUUGGAUUCUGUGGCGCUGUCGCAGCUGGGAAAUUUUGUGCUGCGCAAUAUGGAACACUAUUUCAGUCUGGUAGGAAAACGAGUAGAACAUGAACAAGAGCGUGGAUCAGGAGACACAGUGGUGCUGGUGCGGGCGCUCGAUCGUUUCCAUCGCAGGCUUCAAGCUAUGAAUACUUUAUUCUCUGAUACAGACUUUGCCAGAACUGGAACAGAGAUUGUUUUACGUGCUGGACGCCGCCAGUGUCGCUUCCACCUGCAGGCUUUGAAGGCUCACUUUGCUAACACAUUGGCUCAAGUGAGGCAGAGCCUCGCUGCUCCGAAGCUCAUCAGCCAAGAUGGAGAUGGUUCCACAAGUCUCUCAGAACUGCUCACCUCUCUUGUAUUAGCCACUGUUGAAAAAGUGAAAGGUGUUCUGCAAGAUCUUCUGAUUUUCUCACAGCCAGAUUUAACAUUUGGCUUGAAACCUCAUUUCUGUGAGGUAUUCUGUAUAGAUAAUGUACGUGAGGAUCUGGUGGUUGGCUUUCUGCAUCAUCUGACAGCAACCGCACGAGGCUUCUGUGUGUCUGGCGAUUCAAAGUCUCCUCCAGCCUUAUUACUCCUGCUUUCAAAAAUGUGUCUGGAAUUUGAGACUUCCAGUGUUCACUAUUUGUUAAGUCAGACUGAUGAGUGGUUCAAUAUUGAAGAUCGCCAUGGAUCUGGAAUCCUCACCAGUGAAGCAGAAAUCUGCACCAGCAUGAGAGCUGCAGCACAAGAGUUGCUGAACCAUUAUGUCAGGAUGCAGGGGCUCAGUGUGUCUCAGAUGUUGAGGAAAUCAGUUGAAACACGUGACUGGUUGCACACAAUUGAACCGCGCACAGUUCGGGCUGUUAUGAAGCGUGUAGUUGAGGAUAUUGCUGCUGUUGAUAGUCAGGUCGGUGCCUUGUAUGAGGAAGGACAGCGGGCAGAAAGGAGUUCAGAUUCCAGCAGGCGAACUCACAGUGCCAAUGUGUCUCGACAUAUGUAUCGUUCCAACUGGUCAUCGUAUGCACCCAGCCAACUGGACUCCAGCUUAGUGACAAAUAUUCAGAAGCUCUUCUCAGAGCGUAUCGAGAUUUUCUCAUCAGUUGAGUUCUCUAAAGUGUCCAUCCUCACCGGUAUCAUCAAGAUCAGUCUCAAGACUUUUCUUGAGUGUGUGCGAUUGCGUACAUUCAGCCGGUAUGGACUGCAACAGAUUCAAGUCGACACCCAUUAUUUGCAGCUGUAUCUAUGGAGAUUUGUUGCUGAUGAAAAUCUGGUUCACUUUCUAUUGGAUGAAAUCCUUGGCAGUGCUGUACAUCGAUGUCUGGACCCAGUACUGAUGGAACCCAGUGUUGUUGAGAUCAUAUGCGAGCGAGGUUGAGAAUUUUGCUGCAUCAGAGUCAAGACUGGAUCAUGUAUACUCUUAAAAACCUUUCAUAUCUUCUGUUGGAAGAAGGCAUUUGGCAUUGUAAUGUUAUCAUACAGGUCCUUUGUAAGAAGCUUCCUUUAUCCUUAGGUUUCAUUCAUAAACCAUCCAGUGAUAUUCCCAGAAUUUUACAUGAUAUACUUUGUUCCCAUGUUGCAUAUCUUGAAAGUUUUCUGGCUUAAUUCUGACAAUUGUAUUUCACUAUAUCUCUGCACUCUGAGCUUUUGCAUGUAGUUCUUAUGUUUUCAGAGGAUGACAUCACUAUGGCUUUCUGUAUGCAGUGACAGUGUGUAUUGUAUGUUAGGGAACAUAAACUGAAAUUUCAGCACUACUAAAGGAAUAAUGUCAUAUUCAGACAUAUGGAACCUGUGUAAUUUGUAUGAAACAAUUGUAAGUGUAUUGUUUAUUUUUAAUAUAUGACAUUUACUUUGAAGAGAAAUAAACAAGGAUGAGAAGUAA